Molecule: messenger RNA, 510 nt
Organism: Orbilia oligospora ATCC 24927
Lineage: Eukaryota; Fungi; Ascomycota; Orbiliomycetes; Orbiliales; Orbiliaceae
Exons: 2
Coding region: 1-510 (169 amino acids)
Biological process (GO): SRP-dependent cotranslational protein targeting to membrane
Cellular component (GO): signal recognition particle, endoplasmic reticulum targeting
Source: RefSeq, a predicted model, not a curated record
AUGGUCCUCGUCAAAACCCCCCUCGACUUCAUCGAGCGUUCGGUCCAGCUGUUACAGGCACAUCCAGCUACCACAAGAAUAACAACAACCUACAACAUCUCACCAGCCCCGACAACCCCCUCCCGCCGUCCAAAACCCACAUCAUCUAAAUCCACCACCACCACCGCCACACAAACAGAAGAAAAACCAAAACUCCCCCGCGGGACAUUAACUCUGAAAACUUACGACCCAAUCUCCGGCUCCCUUAUAAAACUCCGUACCGACAAAAUCGCAGAUGUUGGAAGAAUUGUUACGGGUUUACAUAGGCUGGCUAGGUCUAUGGCUGGGUUGAAAGAUUUGGGAAGCGGUGAAGUCACUGCUGCUGCUGCUACGGCUGGAGGUACGGCAGAAACGGCAGGUCCGAGUGUGACUAAAGAUGCGGUUGCGGGUGCAGUUGCAGCGACCGAGGGUGGAGAGGCUGCGGCUGGAGGGUCGAAAGGUGGAAAGAAGAAGAAUAAGAAGAAGAAAUGA